AUGUCUCUAUUCGGUCAAGCUGCGGCCCCGUCCACGGGCGGCGGCCUCUUUGGACAAGCCAACAACACCGCAAAUAAGCCCAGUCCCUUCGGCGGAGGUGGUGGUCUCUUCGGAAAUACCUCGACGACAAACACUGCGCAGCAGAACACCACGGGCGGAUUGUUUGGAGGUGCGACGCAGACUCAGCAACCGUCGGGAGGAGGUCUCUUCGGCGGCGCCACAAACACGCAGACUCAGCAGCCAUCCGGCGGACUGUUCGGCCAAACCGCGACCCAGCAGAAGCCAGCCGGUGGUGGUCUUUUUGGAGGUCUGGGGCAGACGCAACAGCCCCAGCAGCAACAACAGCAGACUACUGGAGGGAGCUUGUUCGGGCAGAAACCCCUUGGAGGAGGUGGAGGAGGAUUGUUCGGUCAGCAACAGCAGUCGCAGGCGCCGCAGCAGCAGGGUGGUGGUCUGUUUGGUGGGUUGGGUCAGACGCAGCAGCCUCAACAACAGCAGCAACAACCGAGUCUGUUUGGUGGUUCUCUACUAGGAGGACAGCAGCAGCAACAGCAACCGGCGCAGCAACAGCAGCAGCCCCAAUUGGGCCAGACUCAGAUGGGUCAGUCGACGGCACAGCUCGGUUCGAGUCUGUGGGAGCCGGGCCGUGCAGUUACCGGAGUCCACCGCACCGUACCGAUGCAGAUUCAGAUCGUAAAGGACAAGUGGGAUGCGUCCAGCCGUUCCUCCCCCUUCCGCGCGUACUUGUAUAACAAUGUCGGUGAAGAAAUGGCGCCUUUCUACCAGCCGGGUCCGGAGGACGAUGACACAAAAUGGGAGGAUGCGCUGCGGAAGCGGCCCGAUUCGGGAUAUGUUCCUGUGCUUGUCAAGGGCUUUUUCGAGCUGGGCAAGCGCGCGCAGCGCCAGAAGGAUUUCCUUACCAUGAUGCAGACGCGACUCCACGAGAUCAACAACUGCCUGUCGGAUCUGCUGUCUCGGCACGACCUGAAGAUUUCGGUCAAGAUUGCCGACUGCCGCCGGAAACAUCUCGUCCUCAGCAAGCGGUGUUUGGCGCUUGCGGCCAAGACACAGGUGCUGCGGAAUCGCGGUUACGCCAUGGAUGACGCGGAGGAGGAGCUGAAGAAGAAGCUCAGCCAGCUGGAGCGGUCGGUCUUUGACCCGUCACUGAACGGACGGGCGGAGGAGAUCUGGGCGCGCAUGCUGGCGAUCCGGGAGCACUCGCGACGUCUACAGCAGGAGAUGGAGCGGGCCGGACCCAGCGCGGCGGCGCAGGCGGACGACGAGCUGGACGAGCAGACGAUGAAGACGGCCAAGAAGAUAUUGGAUGACUACCACACGCAAAUCCAACACUUGCAGAAGGAGCUCGAAGCAGUGAGAAAGGACUUUGAGGAGGCACAGAAGCUUCCCGGGGGAGCCGUGAACCACUGA
Aspergillus tubingensis is the source of this 1428-nucleotide messenger RNA. RefSeq names its product putative nucleoporin. Gene Ontology annotation, biological process: nuclear pore organization; NLS-bearing protein import into nucleus; protein localization to nuclear inner membrane. Bases 1 to 1428 code for a protein of 475 amino acids. The record is from RefSeq and is a predicted model, not a curated record. The transcript is spliced from 3 exons. Gene Ontology annotation, cellular component: nuclear pore central transport channel; nuclear pore. NCBI's taxonomy places the organism in Eukaryota, Fungi, Ascomycota, Eurotiomycetes, Eurotiales, Aspergillaceae. Gene Ontology annotation, molecular function: structural constituent of nuclear pore.